GUGAGAUUUGUGAUUGUAUUUGACCUCUCUGCAUUUCUGCGUUCCUUUUCGAUACAACAGACGAAUUUUCCCACCGCUGCCCUCAUUACGCUCUCUAACCACUCCAUCGCGGAGAUAAACAUAAGACCAACUUGCCUCCGGCUCAUACAAAUCUAUCUGCUUCAUUCAUACGCCACGGCCCACCUAGAUCAUCAAACGCAGAGACCUGACCUUACGCCUUGUGUCACUGCUUUGUGCUCUUCUGAAAGACCACCCCCCUCGUCCGACUAUUCUCAACAUAAUAGCAUCGAGCCUAUUCCAUCAACCCGACCCCACAAUUGGAGACCCCAUCCAACCAUACUCAAGAUGCCCGCAAUCAUGACUCUUCUCAAGCGAGACGACAACAUGGGGUUCGCCAUCCAUCCAGCCCUGAUCGUUCUGUGUGUUAUGCUCGGCGCCGCGCUUAUGGUCACUUGCGGAGCAGGAGUGCAUCGAAUGUACGGCGUGCGAGUUGAGGACCGGGCACAUAUGGUACGCUCAGUAGAGCAAGAGUCAUAUAUGCGGGAAGUUCGUGACAGGAAUCUGGAAGGACUUAUGCAUGAAGGCAGGAGAAGUCACUUCAAGCAUCCGAGACCACCAGUAAACAGGGGGUGAGUUAUGUUAGCCUAUUCGAUUUCGGAUUGUCUCGACGACGACUGACGAUCCCCCAAGGGCCUCGCCGUACUCGGAAGCCUGAGCGAAUUGUAUCGAAACCUGAACGAGGCUAUCGAUGUCGCGCCGUAUUCUACUGGUACAUAUUAAGCAAUCCCAAGGAGAAUUUGCUGUUUUCGAGGAGCAAGAUACACUGGAAGUGCGGUCUGGUUGGACAUGUUAAGGGUUAUUGGCGUUUCGUGGAUACAACUGGUCAUGGAAAGGCCAUCUUUACUUGGUUGGAAUAGAUA
Messenger RNA from Aaosphaeria arxii CBS 175.79, 920 nucleotides. RefSeq lists its product as uncharacterized. The transcript has a single exon. The record is from RefSeq and is a predicted model, not a curated record. Bases 385 to 633 code for a protein of 82 amino acids. NCBI's taxonomy places the organism in Eukaryota, Fungi, Ascomycota, Dothideomycetes, Pleosporales.